Naumovozyma castellii is the source of this 2043-nucleotide messenger RNA. RefSeq names its product transketolase TKL1 (gene TKL1). Bases 1 to 2043 code for a protein of 680 amino acids. The transcript has a single exon. NCBI's taxonomy places the organism in Eukaryota, Fungi, Ascomycota, Saccharomycetes, Saccharomycetales, Saccharomycetaceae. The record is from RefSeq and is a predicted model, not a curated record.
AUGUCUCAAUUCGGUGCUAUUGACAAAUUGGCUGUUUCUACCAUUAGAUUAUUGGCCGUCGAUGAAGUCUCCAAGGCUAACUCUGGUCACCCAGGUGCUCCAUUGGGUAUGGCUCCAGCCGCCCAUGUCGUCUGGUCUCAAAUGAACAUGAAUCCAAAGAACCCAGACUGGAUCAACAGAGAUAGAUUCGUUCUAUCUAACGGUCAUGCUGUUGCUCUAUUAUACGCUAUGUUGCACUUGACUGGUUACGACUUCUCAAUUGAAGAUCUAAAACAAUUCAGACAAUUGGGUUCCAAGACUCCAGGUCAUCCAGAAUUUGAAUUACCAGGUGUUGAAGUUACCACUGGUCCAUUGGGUCAAGGUGUUACCAAUGCUGUCGGUAUGGCCAUUGCCCAAAAGAACUUGGCUGCUACUUACAACAAGCCAAACUUUACUUUGUCUGAUAACUUUACCUACGUUUUCUUAGGUGAUGGUUGUUUACAAGAAGGUAUCUCAUCCGAAGCCUCCUCUUUGGCUGGUCAUUUGGAAUUAGGUAACUUGAUCUGUGUCUACGAUGAUAACAAAAUUACCAUUGAUGGUAGCACUGAAGUUUCUUUCGAUGAAGAUGUCGCCAAGAGAUACGAAGCCUACGGCUGGGAAGUUCUAUACGUGGAAAAUGGUAAUGAAGAUUUGGAAGGUAUUGCCGCUGCCAUUGCCAAGGCUAAGUUAUCUACCACCAAGCCUACUUUAAUCAAGAUGACCACUACUAUCGGUUACGGUUCCCUACACCAAGGUAAUCACUCCGUCCACGGUGCUCCAUUGAAGGCUGACGAUGUUAAGCAAUUGAGAAAGAAGUUCGGUUUCGAUUCAGAAAAGUCUUUCGUCGUUCCACAAGAAGUUUACGAUUUCUACCAAGCUAAGAUUGGUACUCCAGGUGCCGCUGCUAACAAGAAAUGGGAUCAAUUAUUCUCUCAAUACCAACAAAAAUUCCCACAAGAAGGUGCUGAAUUCGCCAGAAGAUUGAGAGGUGAAUUACCAGCUAACUGGGAUAGUGCUUUACCAGUUUACACUCCAAAGGAUUCUGCUCUUGCCACCAGAAAAUUAUCUGAAAUGACUUUGGAUAAGAUCUUCAACGAAUUACCAGAAAUCAUUGGUGGUUCCGCAGAUUUAACUCCAUCCAAUUUGACCAGAACCCAAGGUGCUGUUGAUUUCCAGCCACCUUCCUCUGGUCUAGGUGAUUACUCUGGUAGAUACAUUAGAUACGGUAUCAGAGAACAUGCCAUGGGUGCUAUCAUGAACGGUAUUUCUGCUUAUGGGGCUCAUUACUUGCCAUACGGUGGUACUUUCUUAAACUUCGUCUCAUACGCUGCUGGUGCCGUUAGAUUAUCUGCUCUAUCUGGCCACCCAGUUAUUUGGGUCGCCACCCAUGAUUCCAUUGGUGUCGGUGAAGAUGGUCCAACUCAUCAACCUAUUGAAACUUUAGCUCACUUCAGAGCUCUACCAAACAUUCAUGUCUGGAGACCAGCUGAUGGUAACGAAGUUUCCGCUGCAUACAAGGUUGCCAUUGAAUCUAAAUCUACCCCAAGUAUCAUUGCUCUAUCCAGACAAAACUUGCCACAAUUGGAAGGUUCUUCCAUCGAAAAGGCCGCCAAGGGUGGUUACGUUCUACAAGAUGUUGCUAACCCAGAUAUCAUACUUCUUGCCACCGGUUCUGAAGUUUCUUUGAGUGUUGAAGCUGCCAAGGUCUUGGCAGCCAAGGGCAUUAAGGCACGUGUUGUUUCUCUACCAGAUUUCUACAACUUCGAUAAGCAAGACGAAGCUUACAGAUUAUCUGUUUUGCCAGAUGGUAUUCCAGUCUUAUCUGUUGAAGUUUUGACCACUUCUUGUUGGGGUAAGUACGCUCACCAAUCUUUCGGUUUGGACAGAUUCGGUGCUUCUGGUAAGGCUCCAGAAGUCUUCAAAUUCUUCGGUUUCACCGCUGAAGGUGUUGCUGAAAGAGCCACCAAGACCAUUGCUUUCUACAAGGGUAAGGAUGUUAUCUCUCCAUUAAGAAGAGCUUUCUAA